Messenger RNA from Mytilus californianus (California mussel), 782 nucleotides. Its product is annotated as NEDD8. Gene Ontology annotation, cellular component: nucleus; cytoplasm. Gene Ontology annotation, biological process: modification-dependent protein catabolic process; regulation of proteolysis; protein neddylation. The transcript has 5 exons. Gene Ontology annotation, molecular function: protein tag activity; ubiquitin protein ligase binding. NCBI's taxonomy places the organism in Eukaryota, Metazoa, Mollusca, Bivalvia, Mytilida, Mytilidae. Bases 140 to 373 code for a protein of 77 amino acids. The record is from RefSeq and is a predicted model, not a curated record.
UCUCAAGAGUUUAGAGAAACUUAUAAUUGAUUCGACCAAUGAAGACGUGUGUGCUAUUUUCGUCGAUGCUGUGAUAAUCAACCGGAAGUGGAGAAAUUUUACUAGGAAAAAGACGAGUGUAUUGAAUAUUGUCUUAAACAUGUUAAUCAAAGUAAAGACAUUAACUGGAAAAGAGAUUGAAAUAGACAUAGAACCAACAGAUAAGGUGGAAAGAAUAAAAGAAAGAGUGGAAGAAAAAGAGGGAAUUCCCCCACCACAACAGAGAUUGAUCUUUAGCGGUAAACAAAUGAAUGAUGAAAAGACAGCGGCAGAUUACAAAGUGACGGGAGGAUCAGUAUUACAUCUUGUUCUAGCUUUACGAGGAGGAGUGUAGUAGAUAUGACUCAUGCCAUCAUGUUGUUAUGUCAUCAUGGAACACUAUCAUCUAUUCCACAUCUAGGAUUGUUAUUAUAGACCGACGAAUAUGAUUGACAGAUAAAAUUUAUGAUACUUUGGGGUAAUAAAAGUACUAAAAGUACUUGAAUAGUGAAAUGUAUUAUUUGGUAUUUGUAACUUUCCAGCAUUUUCUUUGAAAUAUUUGAUUUUUUGUGAUAAGUACUUUCACCACUAUAUUAGUUCAGUUUUGAUUAUGAUAAAGAGUAAAGUUUGAUCUUUUUGUUUUACUUCUAAAUAGUUUUCAAAGAAAUUUAAGAUUAGGGAUAUACAUUUGAAAGAAUGAACUUUCAAUUUCUUUUAUUGUUUAUGUAUUAAUGUACAUUUUUUGUAUAAAUAAUUUAGAUUAA